UCUCAGAAUCCAUUUUCCCUCUCAUCGUCAAAGAUGAUCUGACACAGCGCAAGCAGUGGCACUGUAGCCAGCCCCGUUUGUUUUUUUGUCAGAAACCCAAAACGAAACAAAACCACAAAAUAAAACAACAAAUCCUUGUGCUCAUUUCUUUCUCAAAUUUUUUAAUUUUAUUCCAAAUUUUCAAGUAUAUAUAUAUAUGGGUAGCGAGAGCAGUAGCGUUACAUACAAUGGUUCGAAUUUUCACUCAUCUUCAAUGGUGUUUCCGGACAUGAGGGCUCUCUCCAUCGCCGCCGGCUUCAGCUGCUCCGACGACAAGGGCUCCGACUCCGGCGGCGAUCACCUGAUCGACCUCAACGCCGCGUUGGAAUCCGACAAUCAGGAUUGCUCCGACAUGCAUGGAUCCAGCACCGGCGGCGGGGGCGGCGGGGGCAGGGAUUCUUCCGGCAACGGCAAGAUUUGCGCGAGAGGGCAUUGGCGCCCCGCCGAGGACUCGAAGCUCAAGGAGCUCGUCGCCGUCUACGGCCCACAGAAUUGGAAUCUCAUUGCCGAUAAAUUGGAGGGAAGAUCAGGGAAAAGCUGCCGGCUGCGGUGGUUCAACCAGCUGGACCCGAGGAUAAACCGGCGGGCGUUCACGGAGGAGGAGGAGGAGAGGCUGAUGGCGGCGCACAGAUUAUACGGCAACAAAUGGGCGAUGAUUGCGCGGCUGUUUCCGGGGAGGACCGACAACGCGGUGAAGAAUCAUUGGCACGUCGUGAUGGCGAGGAAAUAUAGGGAGCAAUCCACCGCUCACCGCCGCCGCAAGAUGGGCCAAUUCGUCUUCAGAAGGGCCGACGCCGCCGACGCCGGUUACUGGGCGCCUCAAACAUCUCUUGCUUUCUUUCAAGGCGGUGACGUGAGGCAGAGCACGGGCCAAUGGGAGGAGUCGAAUUUGUACUACCCAACGGUGGUGAGCGGAUUCCAAAUGUCGCACUAUCAUUUCCCAGUGUCACAGGCGGCGGCGGCGGCGGAAUCGGGUUCGGCGUCGGCGACAGAGGCGCCGUUUAUAGACUUUCUUGGUGUUGGAGCUUUGUGAGACCGUCGUAGAAUUUGUUGUUACAGUUAGAUAUGGUGACUUGCUUUUUGGUUGCAACAUCGUUUUCCUCAGAUGGGAACUAACUGCUUCAAAAUGCCUAUGCCUUCUAUAUUGUCUUGUCA
Messenger RNA from Salvia miltiorrhiza (redroot sage), 1194 nucleotides. RefSeq names its product transcription factor MYB77-like. Gene Ontology annotation, biological process: regulation of DNA-templated transcription. The record is from RefSeq and is a predicted model, not a curated record. Bases 197 to 1072 code for a protein of 291 amino acids. Lineage: Eukaryota; Viridiplantae; Streptophyta; Magnoliopsida; Lamiales; Lamiaceae. The transcript is spliced from 3 exons. Gene Ontology annotation, cellular component: nucleus. Gene Ontology annotation, molecular function: RNA polymerase II cis-regulatory region sequence-specific DNA binding; DNA-binding transcription factor activity, RNA polymerase II-specific.